CUUGUUGGUGGGAGCUCUUGUCAUGGUCCUUUGUAAAUAUUGCAUACACCACAAAACCAUUCACCUCAAAGUAGAUGUGAGAAAGGAUGAAACAAAGUUACCCAGUAAAAAUACCUUCUAUGUAUACCCAUGGCCAAGAUGUACAUAAAAAGGUGUCUGCUGCCAGCAUCACAAACUUCAGAUCCCUUCCUGAUGCCAUACAAGACUUUCUCUACUAUCGACACUGUCGACAUUUUCCCAUGCUACUAGACAUUCCUGACAAAUGUGGGGGAGCCGAUGCAUCCCGCAAAGUCUUCCUUCUACUGGUCAUUAAAAGCGCCCCUGUAAACUACAACCGCCAAGAGGUGCUGCGCAAAACCUGGGCUAAAGAGAGGUUACACAGUGGUGUGUGGAUCAGGAGGAUCUUCCUGUUAGGAACAAUGGAUGCUGGUUUUGAGAAAGAGCGACUGAACAAACUCCUAGAGCAGGAGCAACGCGAGUACAAAGACAUUCUCGAGUACAAAGACAUUCUCCAAUGGGACUUCUGUGACACAUUCUACAACCUCACCUUGAAGCAGAUACUCUUCUUAGAAUGGAUGGAAAGAAACGCUUCCUGCUAAAUGGUGAUGAUGAUGUGUUUGCCAACACAGACAACAUGGUUGAGUAUCUCCAAAGCCUCAAGGACAAUGAUGGCAAGAGGCACCUCUUUACUGGCCAUCUGAUCCAGAAUGUGGGGCCUAUUAGAUUACCAUCAAGCAAGUAUUUUAUUCC
Molecule: messenger RNA, 750 nt
Organism: Micropterus salmoides (largemouth bass)
Lineage: Eukaryota; Metazoa; Chordata; Actinopteri; Centrarchiformes; Centrarchidae
Product: N-acetyllactosaminide beta-1,3-N-acetylglucosaminyltransferase 3-like
Exons: 1
Coding region: 87-599 (170 amino acids)
Cellular component (GO): membrane
Molecular function (GO): hexosyltransferase activity
Source: RefSeq, a predicted model, not a curated record